This is a messenger RNA of Strongyloides ratti, 783 nucleotides long. RefSeq names its product Peptidyl-prolyl cis-trans isomerase, FKBP-type, domain-containing protein. The transcript has 2 exons. Gene Ontology annotation, molecular function: peptidyl-prolyl cis-trans isomerase activity. The record is from RefSeq and is a predicted model, not a curated record. The coding region runs from base 1 to 783 and encodes 260 amino acids. NCBI's taxonomy places the organism in Eukaryota, Metazoa, Nematoda, Chromadorea, Rhabditida, Strongyloididae.
AUGAAAUUUUAUAUAAUUUUUAUAUUUAUUAUAUCUAAUGUUUUUGGUGAAGAAAGAUCAUGGGAAUUAGAUGAUGGUACUACAGUUGAGAUUAUUAAAAAAAUUCCAGAUUCAAAGUGUAAAAUUAAGGUAGAGAAAUGGGAUCAUGUUGAACAAUUUUUCAAAUUAACAGAUAAAAGUGGUAGAAUUAUUGGAAAUAAUUUUGGAAAAAGUCCUUUUAGUUUUGAAGUUGGUGGAAAUCAAGUUUUACCAUCAAUGAGUGAAGCAAUGUUAGGAAUGUGUAUUAAAGAACAGAGAAAAGUUAUCAUUCCAACAGAAGCAUUUGAAGAUUAUGAAGCUCCACGUGGUUCUAAACCUGGAGAAGAUUUAUAUUAUUUUAUUGAAUUAAAAUCUAUUUUUAGACCAAUUUCUGGAGCAUCAUGGUAUGAAGAUAAUGGAUUACAUAUUACACAAACACAUGUUAUCUCUCCUGAAAAUUGUAGAAAGGCUGAAAAUGGCGAUAAAAUUCAUCAACAUUAUUCUGUUUGGCUUCAAGAUGGAACACUUGUAGAUAGUAGUUAUACCAGAGAUAAGCCAUUUAUUUUUAAACUUGGUGCAGGACAAGUAAUAAAAGGAAUGGAUCAAGCAAUGUUAGGUAUGUGUGAAGGAGAAAAAAGAAAACUUGUUGUUCCACCAGAAUUAGCAUAUGGUGAAAAAGGAAGACCACCACGUAUUCCAGAAAAUAGUCCACUUCAUUUUGAAAUUGAGUUAGUCAAACUUAUAAAGAAAAAUGAUGAGUUAUAA